Otolemur garnettii (small-eared galago) is the source of this 882-nucleotide messenger RNA. It is a transcript of the gene CUNH1orf50, whose product is annotated as chromosome unknown C1orf50 homolog. The coding region runs from base 41 to 559 and encodes 172 amino acids. The transcript has 5 exons. The record is from RefSeq and is a predicted model, not a curated record. Lineage: Eukaryota; Metazoa; Chordata; Mammalia; Primates; Galagidae.
ACUGGCACCGCCUAGGUAGUGAGCUGGAGUGGGCGCCGUCAUGGCGGGCGCUGCGGUUCCGGGGCAGACAGAGGGGCUCCCCGAAAGGCAAGAAGUGCAGUCAGCUGCAGGACCGGGAGGAGCCCUGGUGGAGCGCUCCCCGACCCCCGGCGGUUUGGCCUUGGUGAGCCCCUACCGCACCCACCGGGCCGGGGACCCUUUAGACCUCGUGGUGCUCGCAGAGCAGGUGCAGAAGGCUGAUGAAUUUAUCCGAGCAAAUGCUACUAACAAGCUGACAGUCAUAGCAGAGCAAAUCCAACAUUUGCAAGAACAAGCUAGGAAGGUAAGGAUGGCUUUUAGAAAGUUCAGUGAGGGCUUGGCGCCUGUGGCUCAAGAGUGGGGAACACGUUGUCCACAUGACUUCUGUGGUGCCUAUAAGCUACAACGUGACUUAUCCUGGACUCCGUAUGAGGACAUUGAAAAGCAAGAUGCUAAAAUCAGCAUGAUGGACAACUUGCUGAGCCAGUCAGUGGCCCUGCCUCCAUUCACUGAACCUAACUUCCAGGGACUGACCCACUAAGUGAGUGCUGAUGGCCAGUUCUCACAACAAGGACCUGAUUGCCACCUCCUUGUUGCCUUGAUGGGAGGUGUUCUGAGAAUUGAGGGUGUUUAGGUGAAUCACAAACUUCUUGGAAAGAGACUCUAUGUAACUAUGAAUGCCGCUGUUACUACUUUCAGUUGGAAUGAUAAUAAAUCAUGUCAGUCUCUUUUGGGGUCUUGAUAGGCACCAGAUCCCCACCCUGUCAGCUUCACAGGAUUGGCCAUUGUAUUUUCCUCCUUCAGCUCCAUUUGUUCUUAAGUUAAAGCAUUAGAGAAAGGAGAGUUUCUUCUUCCCACAAAAAG